CAUACUUGUUUUCCUUUGCUCUUUUAAUUUUAUUCAACAGCCUUUGAGCAAAAUGUACUUUUAUAAUUCAUUCUUAAGUGACUCAUUGCACUAAAAAGCUUUGUGUUAAAUCUGUCUGCUUUUUUUCUCUCUCUCACCACUUAAUUGUUUUGUCUUAUUUGGCUCAAACUGUUUUCUUUAAGUUUUGUUUACAGCAAUUUGAUUAUGUCUGCACGGUAUAUUAACUUCUUAGAUGUCACUGUUGCACAACAUGGCUAAUCCCAAGGUUUUAUUAGAACUCAUCAUGGCCUUACUUUUUUUAUAUUCCUGUAAAUGGCUUAAAUAGCUUCUUUAUUGGGGCAAGCAGGAAGAUGCUACUCCCUCAAGGCAUGCACUUCAGUUUAAAUCAGCAUUGCUAGAAGCAUAAGUGUCAAUACAUUAUCUGUCUCAGCAUCAAACCCUGUGGUGAACCUUAAAAACAAUGUCGUUUCCAGACAGAGUUUCUUUGUCUUCUUUUGUACUAGAAAUUGAAACAGUAUUCCAGUGUGAUGGCUCUGCUGAAAAUGUGUUUUUUUUUCCUCCAGCUGCAAGACGAUACAAGACAUACAAAAGAUAAGAGUACAAAGGCACACAAGGCCAUGUGAGGUUGAUAGAAUAUCAGAUGAAUUAUUUAGAAAAAAAUGCUGAAUUAUAUUAAACACAGUAAAUUGAAGUAGAUACUAAGAGACAAUUAAGCUAGUCUAUAUCGAUCACACUGGUAAUAUACAAUAACUUAUGGACACAAGUAAAACCUGGACAAUGCAGAAAAGUCACAACUAAAGAAAUAUUACUAAUAAGCUAUAUUAGCUAAAGCUGUAUCCAAAUUAAAUGACUGCUACCAAAUAGCAUAGAUAAAAUCAUCCACAGUCUAGAUAACUUUUGAUCAAUCUUGAAAUCUUUAUUUUAAACACUUUGGCAAACAAAAUCUGUGUCCAACAUUUGUUUUUCUGUAAGUUAUCCCAUGUCUAAAUUUUAGCAAUUUAAAUCUUUUCCUGAUGCUGCUGUAUUUAUUUACAAGAAAUGCAUAAGCCAUGAGCCAUGCUCUAAAUGCUAACUCUAAGUUACAAGAAAAAAAAAAAAAACACCCUAAGCUUCUUUUGUCAAUAGUGCAAUAAAAAUCAAUUUGCACUGUUGUGCAUUUCACAGAGUGGAGACCAAAUUUGCUUGCUCAAUAGACCAUGAGGGUCAGUUGCUCUGCGCCACUCAACAUACAUCUUGCAUUCCGCCUCUGUUCAUUGGCUACAGUAGUCAACUUUAGAUUAAAGAAAUGGCAAAAUGGAAAAAUGAGCAACAUGAACUGUGAAAGUUUUGUGGGAAUAAAAUGCUACUUUACAUUUUUUAACUACGUUUUAUUGCUUUCUUGACAUUAUCAGUAAACAGUGGACUUGUGUAAGGAAUACUCAAACAUAACGCACUUUAUGUUCAGCGGAUAUAUGGCACUUUGGGAAAGUAUUGGCCAUUACAGAUUUCUUCUGCUCGUCCUUUUUGUCACUAUGAAAUGUCCCAGAUCGUCAUACUAAUUUUAUUAUGAGAUAAAGGUAACUUGAGUGAAUACGAAUACAGUUUUUGUAGUAUUUUGUUUUGUAGGGGAAACCCUACCUAUAGCGAUCUAUAAAAAAAAUCCUUAAAUUAAAUAUAAUUAAUUGCUCAUUUUUGUAGAAACUGAGUUCAAAUAAAUUUUUCUCAUACAAUUUUCCCCAGACCAUUGUUCAUCAAUUUUUAUUUUGCAUAUUUUUAUAGAUCAAUAAGAGUUCAUGUCUAAUUUUUUAAAAAUAUAUAUUUUUAUUCAUAGGGGUAAAACUAAGCAUAGAAGAUGUUAACAAUGUUCAAAAAUACAUUCAUGAGCAGUUGGGACUUCCAUUUCUUCGCAUUGAAUGGGUAAAUUAGGAGAAAAAAUAAUUCCAUAAAAAAACAAAGCAGAUAAAGCUGAACUUAACUGCACAUUAAUCUGAGCAAAUGUGCAUCAUAAUGUUCAAACUGCAAUGGCUUUGUUAUUGUAUCCAAUCAAGACCUGUGUGAGCAAUUGUAUUGUUUUCACCUGUGUCUUCAUCUCCUCUUCCUGGAAGCUCAUUGGCAUGCAUGAUGAUACUUGACUGGGUGCAACAUUUCACCAUUAUUCAUGGAUAGAGUACACCUCUGAGCCAGACUGACAGAUCAAAAGAUGAUGAUGAUAGGUUGGGGCUACUGGUGUUUUGGGUGAUGAAUGGCCCCAUCGUUCAAAGAUGGCUUUGCUGGAGGAAGUUUAAGGAUGUUUUCAUCUAGUUGUUAAAUUUUCCACUUCUGAUACACACUGCUUUCAAAUGUGAUCGGUGCUUAUGCGCAUGUGCAUGUGUGUGUCAAACACAAAGGAGGGACAACAGUCUAAAGCUAUCGAAGGAAACACUGACUCCAUAGAGGAUUUGAUGCAGAGGUUCCAGGACAACUUUCGUGUUCCCAACACACCAACCAACAUGUCCCAUUACCAGCAUACCGUGCACAGCUCGUCAACAGGCCGGCGGAGGCUCUCCAACCGCACCAGAGUGACUGGAGGUGUGUAUGGUCCCCAAGAGGAAUCGAGUUCAGAGCCUGAAGAUGACAAUCAAAUGAAGUUUUACACAGAGCAGAACAGAGGACGAAGGCGCAGUAAAGGCCACUCACAAAGUCCCCUGAAUAAGGUCACCCUGACACUGAUUACCAUCAGUACGUGUGUCAUCGCCAUUGUCUAUGCUACACAGGACUCCUGCCCUCUUACUGUCAAGGUUACUCUCCACGUGCCAGAGCAUUUUGUUGCAGAUGGCAGCAGUUUUGUGGUGAGCAUGGGCAGCUUCCUGGAUGUCUCCAACUGGCUAAAUCCAGCUAAGCUAACGCUUUACUAUCAGACCAAUUCAUCAACGCAGUGGGUCCAUGACUACUGUGGCCAAAGGACCACUGAGCCCUGUGAGCAGAUUUGUGACCAGGAGACAGGAGAUUGUAGCUGUCAUGAGGGUUAUUCCCCUGACCCUGUCCAUAAACACCUUUGCGUUCGCAGUGACUGGAGUCGCAACGAAGGUCCUUGGCCAUAUGCUAACUUGGAGAAAGGUUACGACCUAGUUACAGGAGCUCAGGCCCCAGAGAGAAUCUUCAGAUCAUUCUACAGUUUGGGUCAAGGCUUGUGGCUCCCAGUCAGUAAAAGCUUUGUAGUACCACCAGUGGAACUGUCAAUCAACCCAAUCGCCAGCUGUAAGACAGAUGUGUUGGUUACCGAAGAUCCAGGAGAGGUCAGGGAAGAGGCCUUGACGUCUACGUACUUUGAGUCGGUGCAGGACCUGUUGGCGUCCUUUGGACCCGUUCGUGACUGCUCCAAAGACAAUGGUGGCUGCAAAAAAAAUUUCAAGUGUGUAUCUGAUCGACAGAUGGACUCUUCUGGUUGCAUGUGUCCUGAGGGGUUGAGACCAAUGAAGGAUGGCUCAGGUUGCUAUGACUACUCCAGAGGCGUUGACUGCACGGAUGGCUUCAACGGAGGUUGUGAACAGCUGUGCCUUCAGCAGCUUGUACCCCUGGAAGAUGAUCCCACAUCCAACAAUGUUUUUAUGUUUUGCGGAUGCGUGCAGGAGUACAAGUUGGCAGGAGACGGGCGCUCCUGCCUCCUGCAGUCAGAGAACUGUGAGGGACAAAAAUGCCUGAGGCAAGAUGUCCACUUCAAUGACACUCUGUUUGGUGAGAUGCUGCAUGGAUACAACAACAAAACGCAGCAAGUCAACUUGGGACAGAUAUUCCAAAUGACCUUCCGGGACAACAACUAUAUUAAGGACUUUCCACAGCUCGCUGAUGGUCUCAUGGUCAUCCCCUUGCCAGUCGAGGAACAGUGUCGGGGAAUCUUGUCAGAGCCAUUACCCAACCUGCAGCUUCUAUCAGGCGAUGCCCAGUUCAGUGAAGCGGUAGGAUACCCUAUGGUUCAACAGUGGAGGGUGCGCAGUAAUCUUUACAAAGUCAAACUCAGCUCGAUAACCUUAUCCACAGAAUUUUCUAAGGUGCUCAAGACGCUUUCAGGUGAGAGCACACGCGAGGAGCUCCUUGCUUUUCUCCAGCAGUACGGCAGCCAUUAUGUGUCAGAGGCCCUGUAUGGCUCCGAGCUCAGCUGCAGCAUCUACUUUCCCAGCAAGAAGUCCCAGCAGCAGCUUUGGCUGCAGUACCAGAAAGAGGCAACAGACCAGGGAGUCGGAGGCGGAGGGCGACGGGAGAUUAAGUCUGUUCCCUUUAUCAACUACCUGUUAGCUCUACAGAAGAGCCAGCUGCUGUCAGAUGACCUGGUAAAUGGCGUAGAGAUCCGCUGUGAAGAGAAGGGCAGCUGUCCCUCUGGCUGCCACCUGUGCCAUCACCAGGGCAUGAUGGGAGGAGGGUCAGGGAGAAGCCGCAAUGGUAAUGGUAGGAGUGGGGAACAGCCUUCUCCCAUCCCUGUCCUCCUUGAAGUCAGCAGGGUUGUGCCCCUCUACAGCCUGAUCCAAGACAACAUCACCAAAGAGGCCUUCAAGAGCGCCACAAUGAGCUCAUACUGGUGUGCUGGAAAGGGCGAUGUCAUUGAUAACUGGUGUCGCUGUGACCUGAGUGCCUUCAGCAAAGACGGCCUGCCUAACUGCAGUCCCCUCAGGCAGCCAAUAUUGCGUCUGGCCCCUAACUUGGAGCCCUCAAGCACAACAGUGGCCCUGGAAUGGAUGGAUGUGGAGCCGCUUAUUGGCUGCAAAGUUUCUGACUACAUUAUUCAACAUAAACGUGUGGAGGAUCCUUCAGAAGCUGAAAUCUACACAGGUGAGGUUCUGAGCUUGAUGGAUGAUGUAUUCUCUGGUUUGAGCUCAUCUUGUGUUGUUGCGGGAAAAAGGACCGGAGAUCACCCCCAGUCUGUGGUGUAUUCGGUUGUCUUCAAGUGCCUGGAACCUGACAGUCUCUACAGGUUUACCCUCGCUGCAGUGGAUAAUCGAGGCAGUCACACAGAGUCGAGCUUUGUCUCUGUACGCACAUCUUGCCCAGUGGUGGAUGACAGUCGUGCAGAAGAAAUAGCCGACAGGGUGUACAACUUAUACAAUGGCUACACCAGUGGAAAAGAACAGCAGAUGGCCUACAAUAUGCUGAUGGAGAUUGCCCCUCCGCUGCUUUAUAGAGUCCAGCACCACUACAAUUCCCACUAUGAGAAGUUUGGGGACUUUGUGUGGCGCAGUGAGGAUGAGCUGGGCCCCAGGAAAGCAAACCUGAUACUUCGUAGGGUGGAAACGAUCAGCCUCUACUGCCGAUCCCUCCUUCGCAGUACCCACAUCCAAAGUCGCACAGACACAAUGGCUUAUAUCUACUGUAGAAGCGAAGAGGGUGGACUUCCCAGCAUGUGGCAUGGCUCCUUACAUGAAAGACGUGCUCUGUGCAUGGAAAAGCUCAUUUCCUUACAGCGCAACACUUACAGUAACACCAAACUCCGGUGAGAGACAAAUGGAGAGAUGAGCACACAUCGUCUUUUUCUGCAAAAUGACAUCAUUGAUUGUUGAACCUCAUUGGUACGCUCUGCAGCAAGUGUCUCUCAUGUGACUGGCGCAUUUUAAAAAAAACCAGGAGAGCCUUCGCAGAAUCCUCAGAAAUCACAAAACAUCUUGUUAAAGCCACACAAAGACGUAUUUUUGUGUGGCAUCCUUUUAUCAGAAGAUAUGGAAGAGUUGCUGGAGUGGACAAGCUUUUCAGCUACAGAAUCCCAGUGGUUGUGCACAUUAGUAAGGAAAUGUAGUACAAGUCUGUAAAACUGACAAGUCAAUCAAAAGCAUAAAAAAGAAAGACAAACAAAAAAAGUGGUUGGCUUCAAUACCAUGAAUGUAAUGAUAUGGUUUGUUUUUGGUGCUUACCUUGGAUUCUACAAAAGAAAAAGGAUAUAAUGAUUCUGUAACUUAUUUGCCUUUGCUACUUUCAUUAAAAAAGAGAAGUGGAAUUA
Molecule: messenger RNA, 5941 nt
Organism: Poecilia reticulata (guppy)
Lineage: Eukaryota; Metazoa; Chordata; Actinopteri; Cyprinodontiformes; Poeciliidae
Source: RefSeq, a predicted model, not a curated record